GACAAACUGAUCUGUUUAUAGACCGUAAGAUUUCCAUUUAAAUUAUUGGUAAACCUCUACAAAACCAAUUAAAUAGUCAAUACGAAAUGUCCAAAUAUUAUUCAGGAAGCUAAUUUGAAUACUGUAGUAUAGGCCUACUUAUAAGUUCUCCCUUGUAAGAUUGCUUUCAAUCAGAGACCUGUUGUUUCACUGAUACUCGAUCGCAGGAAGAAGUGGUAUCAGUAUCUAAACCCUCGCCCAGUGUGGAAGUGCUGGCCGCCGCCUCUGGAUUGGUGAAGCACUGGCUCUCACAGGCGACCUAUAGUCUGUCAGCUCUCACUGCUGAUAUCAGAGUGCGCGAGACUUCGACUUUACCGAGUCACACAGACGGAGUCAUGAGCCACUGAAGACUCCCAAGUUUUUACAUUCCUUUUCGGAAGGGUUGCCUUUUCAUCUUUGUUCAUGGGAUUCCCAGCUUAUUUUCUUUUUCUUUUUCAUUCAUUAUCAACUCUGAUGGGAAUGCAGUGGAAUACUAAAUGUUAUAGAAAGACAGGCAAGCAACACAUGGAACAAGGACUGGAUCAUCACAUCUAACAACAUGACAUGGGGUCAAAAUGGAUUUUAAAAUGUACAUUCAUUUUAUUUAUUUAAUACAGAAUCUCUCUGAAAAGUUUGAGGAGAAAUGUCUGUAGAUACUUUUUAAAAAUAUUUACAAAGUUCUCAUUUUUAAUUGGCGAUUCAACAAUCUGGAACAUUUUUAACAAAGUACCAUUUGAUUAUCGAGACUUCUGGUAAGGCUGAUACUUGGCCUCGUGAGGUGGCUGUUACUUGGAGCUGCAGCUAUGGACAUUGAGGCGAGGCAUCGUCCUUUCUCCCCAGCAUCCUCACCAUGCUGAGCAAUGUCUUCGACGUGUUGUACAUGAUUCUGGAGCUUCUGAUUGCCCUGCUCUCGAUCCUGGGCAACGUGUUGGUCUGCUGGGCAGUGGGCCUCAACAGCAACCUCCAGAGCAUCACCAACUUCUUUGUUGUUUCGCUGGCUGUGGCAGACAUCGCAGUGGGUGUGCUGGCCAUUCCCUUCUCCAUCGUGAUCAGCACUGGUUUCUGUGCAAAUUUCUACGGUUGCCUGUUCAUCGCCUGCUUCGUCCUAGUGCUCACCCAGAGCUCCAUAUUUAGUCUUCUGGCCAUUGCCAUCGACCGCUACAUUGCUAUAAAGAUCCCGCUAAGAUACAACAGCCUAGUAACCGGGCAGCGUGCCAGAGGCAUCAUAGCGAUCUGCUGGGUUCUGUCGGUUAUCAUCGGUCUAACACCCAUGCUAGGCUGGCACAAAGCCCGCUCAGAAGAGACCCUCAACGGCACCUGCCCACCUGGCAUGAUGGAGUGUCUGUUCGAGAAGGUGGUGGUCAUGGACUACAUGGUCUACUUCAACUUCUUUGCCUGCGUGCUGCUGCCUUUGCUCCUCAUGCUGGCCAUUUACCUGCGGAUCUUUAUGGCUGCGCGCCACCAACUCAAAUGCAUUGAGUCCAAGGCUGUGCCGUGUGAGCUCAAGUCCCGCUCCACCUUGCAGAAAGAGCUCCAUGCUGCAAAAUCUCUGGCGAUCAUCGUUGGCCUGUUUGCGGUUUGCUGGUUGCCACUGCACAUCAUCAACUGUUUCACUCUGUUUUGUCCAAAGUGUGAACGGCCGCCGGUUCUUAUCAUGUAUCUGGCUAUAAUUCUCUCACACGCAAACUCAGUUGUGAACCCGUUCAUUUAUGCCUACCGCAUACGUGAGUUCAGAUACACCUUCCGGAAGAUUGUGCGCUAUCACAUCUUGGCUAGACGAGAGCCUCUUCCUUGCAAUGGAAGCACCCGUACCUCAGUUCGAACGAGUGUGGCCGAUUCGCUUCGGAUUAAAGUCAACGGCCUGGUGCAAGACCUCUACACCGAACAGAGCAGCACCACCAGCAACUGUGAAAGUGCCGAACCUGGCCUCACGCACAGACCUGUUACCACAGAAAAACCCAUCUUAGACAGUCAGCCUAUGGAACGCUCUAAUUCUCAGAGACAUCCGGGACUGAGGCAUCCAGAGUCGCCGCUCACUGGGAAUAAUGAGGGUGAUGCAUGCAAGAAGCAUGCCAUAUUUGACAUUACGGAUGGGAAGGAUCCAUCCUCGCUGCUUUAUGUUGAAUCAGCUCUGUACCUACAAACAGCCCACUGUGUUGAACUCACAGAGGUUUCAUGAUAAUUAAUGCACUCUGAAUGAUGGAUUCUAGUUAUUUAUUAGCUGCAUUUGCUAAAAAUGAUUGGCUAAAAUAUGAAAUACAAAGUACAUAUUUUUGAUUCUUUAAGGAUUUGACAUUGAUGUGGACCUGUAGCAGCUCAGAAUUGUGUGUGUACAGUUUGAUAUUGUUAUGAGUGUAAAGAUAAUGUAAACAUAUUAAAGAGCAUCAAAAUGAA
Cyprinus carpio (common carp) is the source of this 2412-nucleotide messenger RNA. RefSeq names its product adenosine receptor A2b-like. The record is from RefSeq and is a predicted model, not a curated record. Gene Ontology annotation, cellular component: membrane. Gene Ontology annotation, molecular function: G protein-coupled adenosine receptor activity. Gene Ontology annotation, biological process: adenylate cyclase-activating G protein-coupled receptor signaling pathway; G protein-coupled adenosine receptor signaling pathway. Lineage: Eukaryota; Metazoa; Chordata; Actinopteri; Cypriniformes; Cyprinidae.